Messenger RNA from Orbicella faveolata, 3855 nucleotides. RefSeq lists its product as uncharacterized. NCBI's taxonomy places the organism in Eukaryota, Metazoa, Cnidaria, Anthozoa, Scleractinia, Merulinidae. Gene Ontology annotation, cellular component: peroxisome. Gene Ontology annotation, molecular function: fatty acid binding; FAD binding; acyl-CoA oxidase activity. The record is from RefSeq and is a predicted model, not a curated record. Gene Ontology annotation, biological process: fatty acid beta-oxidation using acyl-CoA oxidase; lipid homeostasis.
UUACUCUGCUAAUUUUGGGGCGAUCCGCGUCUCAAAAGCGUUGUUGCUUGUUAAAUAAGUUCGCUAUUUGGUCUCAAUCACGCGACACGCUGCUAAUUUUUGGGCGAUCACGCGUCACGCAAAAACCCUUUGCCACCCUCUGAGGUAAGACUUGGCAAAACUAGCAUUCAUUCCUCUGCACGUAUUGUGUGCCUGCUAGAUUUUCAGAACCCACCAUUUUGAAAAGUGGAGAGGACCCUGGGGACCAGGGCGGAAAAAGCGCCCUGUUCGGGGGAACCCUUGGGAACAAGGUUGCCCGGCGUGGUUUUGAAUAUCGUCGCGGUUCAAGGAUUUCUGGAGAGUUUUGAUCAGCUGAGCUGAAGGGGAUUAAUUUCCUCAUUGCGGAAAAUGGACGAGCUCAAGACGGACGAGGUGAACGAGAAGACUUCGACCGUUAAGAAGCGAGUAAAGUCGGCAAAGACAGAUGUUGACGACGGUAAAGAGACUGGUGACGAAGCACGAAAUCCGCUGACAAAAACUGUGGACUGCAAUGACGGAGGGAAUCGUCGAGUGGACUAUGGACUCCUUGCCUUUCUAAAAGCUUUCUUUCUAUCCGUUUUGAACAUGAUUUCUGUAGGAAUUCACGUAGUGAGGAGAUUGCCACAAUCGUUUUCUAAAAUUGCCGUUGGAAAGGGUUUCCAAGCCAAGAGCAUUCGGUCAAGCCACGAGGGUUUAAAGAGUGCUCGACCCUUUUCGUGUUCUGCGGCCCGGUUAGAUCCACAGAGACUGCGAGAAGAAUGGGGAAGUCCAUCCUUCGAUGUGGCGCAGAUGACGCACUUGCUAGAUCAUGACAACCACGAGAAGAGAGCGAAGUUUCGAAAAAUCUUAACAGAGGAUCCCCUCAUGACCCCAAAGUACAACAUCUCUAUUGAUGAAGAGAGAGACUUGGCACUGAAGAGAUUAAAGACACUUUGCGACCAAGGCUUUAUUUCGGUGUUGGACUUCAAGAAUAAUCCACUGUGGAUUUUCGCUGCUCAUGAGCUGGCAGCUAUGGUAGAUGCUGCCAUGGCCACAAAGAUGACAGUCCAGUUCAACUUGUUUGGUGGCACUGUCUUGAAACUGGGAACAGAGAGACACCAUAACAAGCUACUACAGGGUAUUGACUCGCUGGAGGAUGUGGGAUGCUUUGGUCUGACAGAACUAGGCUAUGGUAACAAUGCGGUGCAGAUGGAAACAACUGCGACGUAUGACAAGGAAACCAAGGAAUUUAUCAUCAAUACUCCAAACCCCAUGGCACAGAAAUAUUGGAUCACAAAUGGUGCUUGUCAUGCUCACCACAUCAUUGUAUUUUCUCAGCUUUACAUUGAUGGUGUUAAUCAAGGUAUCCAUGGUGUAUUGGUUCCAAUUCGAGACAAGAACCUUGAUGUGAUGCCAGGGGUCCAGAUUCAUGACAUGGGACACAAAAUGGGCCUGAAUGGAGUCGACAAUGCCAAGUUUUUCUUUGACAAUGUGCGUGUGCCUAGAGAAAACCUGCUCAACCUGUAUUCUGAUGUUGCUGAAGAUGGAACCUACAGUACAAAUGUCGAGGGUAGCAUUAGGAAGCGUUUCCUCACAGUGGCUGAUCAACUUCUCGCUGGCCGUCUGUGUAUAGCAAGCAUGUCCCAAGGUGCAGCUAAAGAAUGUCUUGCUAUUGCCCUUCGCUACUCUGCUACUCGUUUGACUGUAGGACCUGAUGGGAAAUCUGAUACUCCCAUUCUCAAGUACCAGCUCCAACAAAAUGCUCUGAUGCCACUGCUAGCAGCCACUUAUGCCAUUGACUUUGCACUGCAGUAUGUCAAAGAUUGCUGGGCUUUUCAGGCAGCAGAUGGAUCUGAGCAUGCAGACGUGGUGACCAUGUGUUGUGUUAUCAAGGCCAUUUCUGGCUGGCAUGUGGGUGAAACAGCUGCCAUUUGUCGCGAGAGGUGUGGCGGGCAAGGUUAUCUGUCAUGCAACAAGUUUGGUAGUGGCAUUGCUGGUUCACAUUCCUCGAUGACAGCUGAAGGUGACAACUCAGUUCUUAUGCAGAAGGUCGCUACGGAAAGACUGAUGGCACUCAAGCCAUCAAUGCUUCAAGUUGCAGCAAGUUAUGUCCCAAGUUUUGUGUAUCGCAUGUUCAGCUGGGCAGACCUGAACGACCGGAAGUACCUGCACGCCCUAUUGGAGUCACGUGAGAAAGACCUGUUUAUGGCACUGGGGAUGAAAAUGAUGAAAGCCGGGAAGGAGGGAAGGUUUGACACCUGGAUGUACCAGGAGCAGGAUCUUGUCCAGGCAGCUGCUCAUGCAUAUGGUGAGCGGCUUAUCAGUGAAUCCUUUGGUAAAGCCCUUGAUAAAGCUGAUGGCAGUCUACAGCCAGUUCUGAAGAAACUUCAUCAUCUCUAUCAGAUGACAGUCGUUAAAAAGGAUCUUGGCUACUUCACCACCUCAGGGCUGAUGUCCACAGGCACUGGUGCAAAAGUGGGAAAGGUGACUGCUGACCUGUGUCGAGAUGUGGCACCACAGGCUCUUGCCCUUUCUGAUGCUUUUGGUAUUACUGAUGGGAUGUUAAAUGCCCCAAUUGCAAGAGACUGGGUCAAGUUUAACACAGUUGAUAACAAAGGAGAAGUUGAGGGUUUGAAGUUUUGAUCAGUGCCUGCUAAUUGACAGUUAAACUGCCAUUGAACUUUAAUUAUGAGAUCUUAAAAAGGAAUGGUUGGUGUUAAUCAGGGUAAAGACCUGUAAAUCUCAUUUUCAUAGUAGUGGAAUCAAGAUUUUUCAAACCCCCGAGGGAAGUGAAAAUUGGUUCACGAAAAUUCAGGAAAUCAUGAAAACAGAAGUCUGAAUUAUAGUGAAACAAAUCCAAGGGAUACGAAUUAUUGGUCAAGUUAAAGUUAUCAGGAGUUUGAGAAUCAAGGUUUCAGAAAUUGAGAGUCCACUGAAGAAUGGACGCAAGAACUUAUAGAAGACCAUUUUGACAAUUUUGGGAUUGUCUCUGUCAUUGCUUCGUUUGUGGGUACAGGUUUUGGGACAUUCUAAUUUUUGAACUAUUUCUUGAACUAUUUUCUUAAGUGUUUGCAUUGCUGUACUUCUUCUCUCAAAAAUAAUGUUUUCCCAUUUGCAGAGUAAGGUCAAUCAGAACCCAUCACUGAUCAGAAUAUGAUUUCUGUCCAUCAACACAUAUUACAUACAUAAACAAACAAACAAUCAAAUAAACAAACUUGGAAUAACAUUUGCAUUUGACAAUAAAUGCUAACGUUUCAAGCGAUGAUGUGCACCAGGAAUACUUAAAAAAAAGUACAAAAUAUUCUGAAGCCUAAGGAUAAACUGAACACUGUGCAACCUUCACACCUUUAUUAGGAGUGGUUUCAACUUUGUUUAUUAUAGAGAACGGAAAGAACAGUAUCAAAAGAAAAACAGACCUCUCAGGGACUGGACUCAAACAAUUCCAUACUGAUGACAUAACACUACAGAGAUCUCCGAUUGGUUGUUCCUCGAUUUUGAAUUUUGGCACGCAAGUAACAACCAAUCAGAUUCUACACUGAUCUUUAUCGAGCUUCGUCAUCAGUGCGGACCCUUUUGCGUUGAAUGUUAGUUUAACCUCCUGAGUGGAUGUUCACGUCACGUUGAUUCAAGUAAUCCAUUAAAUGUAAAAUAAUACAAUCAUGGUUGAAUAUAUGGUGCAUUUAUUUAAUUUAAGAUUCUAAGAAUUGGAUGUUAUUUUAUCACUCUGUGAUGAACACUUAUUAAGUUGAACCGUUUCUAGCAUCAUGACCUAUACAUGCUAUUAUUUAUUGGUAUUGUGAGGAGAAAUUUGCAGUUGAUCGCUCUAAAGACCUAAAAUAAACGAACGUUUUAAACGAA